Aspergillus melleus is the source of this 2932-nucleotide messenger RNA. Its product is annotated as histidine phosphatase family protein. Bases 276 to 1775 code for a protein of 499 amino acids. Lineage: Eukaryota; Fungi; Ascomycota; Eurotiomycetes; Eurotiales; Aspergillaceae. Gene Ontology annotation, molecular function: acid phosphatase activity. The record is from RefSeq and is a predicted model, not a curated record. The transcript is spliced from 2 exons.
CAGGACCCUCGCACAAGGCAAAUUAAAACACCGUCAUUCUCUCUCUUCUCUUUAAUCUCUUGCCUACUUCAGGAUGUGGACGGGGAGAAUAACCCCCGGUUAGAGCGAACCUAGGCCGUUAGCUCUACAGUAUUAAUUGCGUUUCCACUUUCCACACUUUCAAGCAACCGCCCCCUUCCGUUCGUCCAAUCUCAGUCCGACUCCGGACGGCGUGCUACGCUUCGGCCUGUGAUCGACAGGGCCAAUUACUCCUGGCUCUUCAUUAUGAGACGCGCAUGAUGAGGGGGCCCGUCCUAUAUGAGGACCGUCUGGUCCGGCAGUCCCGUCGGCGGGCUGUCGUUCGGAAAUUUUUUGUUGUAGGUAGUAUGGCAUUCGCGAUGCUGUCGUUGAUGCUCUGGAUUGGGUAUUUCUGGGGAGUCUCCGGCUCCUCAGUCGUCCAUCAAUCCACGGUUUCCUGCAACACCGUGGACCACGGAAAUCAAUGCUCCCCGCAGAUCUCACACCUAUGGGGUCAAUACUCGCCGUUCUUCUCCCUGGCUAAUGAGUCGGCGUUCCCUGCGGACGUGCCAGGCGAGUGUCGACUCACCUUCGCGCAGGUCCUGUCGCGCCACGGGGCCCGGUAUCCGACAGAAUCCAAGUCGGAGAAGUAUGCGCAGCUGAUCGCGGCGAUCCAGAAGAACGCGACCGCGUUCACGGGCAAGUAUGCCUUUCUGGAGAGCUACUCGUACGAGCUGGGCAGCGACAACCUGACCACCUUUGGGGAGAACCAGCUGGUGGACUCGGGGGUUAAGUUUUAUCGCCGGUAUGCGUCGCUUGCGAGACGGAAUGUGCCUUUCAUUCGGGCCUCUGGGUCGGAUCGCGUGAUAGCGUCUGGAGAAAAGUUCAUCGAGGGGUUCCAGCAGGCGAAGAGGCGGGAUUCUGUCCACCGGGGGGAGGGGAACCAGACGGCGCCGGUGAUUAGCGUCGUGAUUCCCGAGACGGACGGGUUCAAUAACACGCUCGACCAUGGGGUCUGCACGGCGUUCGAGGACAGCGAGCUGUCGGAUGAAGUGGAGGAGAGGUUCAUGGCGGUGUUUGCGCCGGCGAUCCGCCGGCGGCUGGAGGCUCGAAUUUCGGGGAUUAAACUGUCGGACGACGAUGUGAUCAGUCUGAUGGAUCUGUGCUCGUUUGAGACGAUGGCGGCGACACCUGACGCGAGCGAGCUGUCGCCGUUCUGCGCGCUGUUCAGCCACUCGGAGUGGGUGCAGUUCGACUACUUCCGGUCUCUGAGCAAGUAUUAUGGCUAUGGGGCUGGGAAUCCGCUGGGUCCGGCUCAGGGCAUUGGGUUCACGAACGAGCUGAUUGCCCGGUUGACGAAGAGCCGCGUGCGUGAUCAUACCAGCACGAAUCGGACCCUGGACUCGAGUCCGGCCACGUUCCCCGUGGAUGCCGCGUUGUAUGCGGACUUCUCGCAUGACAACCUGAUGGUGUCGGCUUUCUUUGCGCUGGGGUUGUAUAACGGCACCAAACCUCUGUCUCAGACGGAAGUGCAGAGCAUCAAGGAGACCGAUGGAUACUCGUCCGCUUGGUUGGUUCCGUUCGGGGCUCGCGCGUAUAUCGAGGCCAUGCAGUGCAGCGGGGAGUCUGAUUCCCUGGUGCGUGUGCUUGUCAAUGAUCGCGUGGUGCCUCUUCAUGGCUGCAAGACUGAUCGUCUGGGUCGGUGCAAGUUGGAGGACUUUGUUCGGGGGUUGAGCUUUGCUCGUUCUGGGGGGAACUGGGACGAAUGUUUUGACUAGAUCUGUUGAUGGAUUUAGAUUUGUGGCUAGACAGUGCAAUGUAUUUACUGACAUGUUGUGAGUCUUGCGGUUGCCUUGGUUCAGGUAGCGCUAGCAGAGCACUGGAAGACAGAGGGACUGAUAUUGAAUCAUUCACCUGCUCAUGACCCUUCGUUCUGUUACAAGCGAGAAGUUCCAUUUCACAACCAACGUCUCUUUGAUCCUCGCUCCCUCUCUGCCUCUCCCCCACCUCCUUCAUCCAUCUCCUCCCACCUCUCCUCUUCUCCACAGCCAAAAUGACCUCUUCUCGUCAAGAAAUCCCCCUAACCAGCCCCCGCCGCUCCAACUUCACCGAAUCCACCUCCAAACCGAUCAUCGUGAUCGUGAGCCCGACCACCCCAGCAGUCUCAGAAGCAGACUCACCACCAUCUUCUCCAUCCUCGCAGGAACCAUCUUCCCCUCCCCCGGCCCGCCGCUCAUCCUACACCUCCCUCCUGGCGAAGAUCUCUCGAGACGCACAUAUCCUAACCAUUACCUCGCUCGAGUCCCUCGAAGAAACACUGACCCAGCACGGUCCCAAAAUCGCCGGCUUCAUCAUCUCCUCGACGGCAAUCCUCCAUCCAAUCCAUCAUGCACUCGCCAUGCGUCUCGCUGAGCUCGCACACAACAACCACACAGAACCCCCCACCAACCCACCCACUACCUCAGCCUCUAACCCCACCCCCUCCUCAAAAGAAGAAGGCUCAGAAAGAGGCAGAAGAAUCUACACAAUCAUCUUCGCGCUCUCCUUCGCCAGCACCGCCAUCUCCACCCCCCUCCUCUUCGCCUCCUUCAUGCGCACCAUCUUCCACCUCCCCUGGCGUCUCAGCGGGAUGACGAACCAGAAAGUGAAAACGAAGCUGCGCGCCUCCGUGCUCCGCAAACUGGGACAGCGGGUCUACCGCGUACGAUACUGCUUCCGGAGCGUGUUUUUGCGGAAUGUGAAGUUGGCGGAUAAGGUUGUUGUUGCGACGGGGGAGUUUCCGGUGGGUGGGCAACGGGUUUCGACUACUAGUAUGGGUGUGGAUGUGGCUUUUUGGUUGGGGGAUGGGAGUGGGGAUUUUGAUGAUGAUGAUGGAGAUGAAGAUGGGUAUGGAGAGGGAGGGGAUGGGACUGAGACGGCGAGUACGGAUGAGGAG